Gastrolobium bilobum is the source of this 1467-nucleotide messenger RNA. Its product is annotated as ATP-dependent DNA helicase RRM3-like. Gene Ontology annotation, molecular function: DNA helicase activity. Lineage: Eukaryota; Viridiplantae; Streptophyta; Magnoliopsida; Fabales; Fabaceae. The record is from RefSeq and is a predicted model, not a curated record. The transcript has 2 exons. Gene Ontology annotation, biological process: telomere maintenance; DNA repair. Bases 1 to 1467 code for a protein of 488 amino acids.
AUGUAUGACAGAUUUGCUUUGGAAGAGGAGCAUAAAAGACUAAUUAAUUCCCUCACUGAUGAGCAGAAAGCUGUUUAUGAUAAAAUUGUUUCAGCAGUUACGGCAGGUAAUGGAGGGUUAUUUUUCCUAUACGGGUUCGGUGGUACAGGAAAAACAUUUAUUUGGAAUACUCUUUCAGCAUCUAUUAGAUCAAAAGCUGGAAUCGUACUUAAUGUUGCUUCUAGCGAAAUUGCUUCCCUUCUGCUUCCUGGAGGACGAACAACGCAUUCUAGAUUUCGUAUUCCUAUUCAAAUCAAUGAAGAUUCAACGUGUAAUAUAAGGCCGAAAUCUACUAUAGCUGAGUUGCUGUCAAAAACAAAGUUAAUCAUUUGGGAUGAAGCUCCAAUGGUACAUAGAUUUUUCUUUAAGGCUCUGGAUAGGACACUGAGAGAUGUUCUUAGAAUUUCUGAUACAAGCUGUGCUGAUAUGCCAUUUGGUGGAAAAGUUGUUGUUCUAGGAGGUGACUUUCGGGAAAUAUUACCUGUCAUUCCUCAUGGCAGCAGACAAGAUAUAGUUCAUGCAACCAUCAAUUCUUCUCAUCUAUGGUCCCAUUGUCAUUUAUUAACUUUGACCAAGAACAUGCGUCUUAAUUCUGGAAGUAGCGCUCACAAUUUAGAGGAAAUAAAAGAAUUUUCUGAGUGGCUACUUAAAGUUGGGGAUGGUAAUCUUGGAGAUGAUGUUGAUGGAGAAUCUAUUAUAACAAUUCCAGAUGAAUUGUUGAUUAGAGAAUCGGAAGAUCCGCUGUUGGAUAUGGUUAAUUUUGUUUAUCCGAAUCUCUUGGAUAAUAUUUUGGAUCAGACCUUCUUUAAAGAACGUGCUAUUCUAACUCCUAAAUUGUCCGAUGUUGCUAUGCUAAACGAGCACCUAAUGUCUAUGAUUCCUGGUGAAGAAAGGACUUUUUUGAGUUCGGAUAAAAUUCUUAAGCAAGGUGGGACUUCCUCUGUUGAGGAUGAUGAAAUCACCCCUGAGAUCUUAAAUACAUUAUCAUGCUCAGGGAUUCCUGAUAAUAAAUUAAUCUUGAAAGUUAAAGUUCCAGCAAUGCUAUUAAGAAAUAUUGAUCAGUCGAGAGAUGCUUCUUCAAUGCAACCCGUCGUUCCACCGCCAUCUAUUGUCGUUGCUACUGGUGCACCUCCACGUCGCCAGCGCUCCUUCUGUACUCACUGCAAAACAAUGGACCACACAAAGGACAAAUGCUUUAAGUUGCAUGGUUACCCACCAGGGUAUAAGCCCAAACCCACUAGGCUCAAUCCCAUUCUUCAAUCUAACACUGCCAUUUUAUCUAUCUCUGAUUCACACUCUUCUUCCUCAACUUUCACACCACAACAAUAUCAACAAUUGCUAUCCCUUGUCUCACAACACCCUAACCCUCCUUCCCUUUCCUCUCAACCACCUUCCUCUAAGGUUGACAUUAACCCCCAUCGUUGCUAG